This is a messenger RNA of Gongylonema pulchrum, 585 nucleotides long. NCBI's taxonomy places the organism in Eukaryota, Metazoa, Nematoda, Chromadorea, Rhabditida, Gongylonematidae. The record is from the annotation of a GenBank genome assembly.
AUGGAAGCAGCAGCAGAAUCGUUGCCGAAUUUGGAGUGCUAUCGUCACAAAUGGGUGAGAUGUCUCGGUAUCCAGAAUAAACCGGGUAUUCCGCUUGAAAAAAUCUCAAAAUAUGGAAAUGCGCAAAUUCGAUUGGCCUGCCAAAAAUUCCUGGAAUGCCACAGUUCAUCGCGGUUGCCAGAUGGUGACGUGGAAGCAGUACUGGCGUUAUUCUGUGAGCGUGAAGGAUGUGCGUUCAGCGAAAGCUAUUUGAGUAUCCUGGCGGUGCUGAUGCCUUUACGUUGCACGUUGGACGAACUCUACAACAUGUUCUAUGCAAUUUGCACCAAAUUCGUACCCAGGGACACAUCAAAGGGCGCCGUGUGUUAUCAGCUGAUGCACCUGAUCCUGCAGUACCACGAUCCGUCGCUCAGUUCCCAUCUCGAAUCGCAUAAAGUUACACCAUUCGAAUAUGCGCAGCCUUUCUUUGCCACCCUUUUUGCAACCGAAAUCCCAAAGGAAUCGUUGUAUCUGGUUUGGGAUAAACUAUUCCAGAAAGUAAGUAUUUUGAUUUUUAUGCGUUUUUUGCAGCUAUGCAAUGCAUAA